AUGUUCAUGAUUAUUCUGUCUUACGAUGUACCAUCUGGACAGACUCGAAGAGCAAGAAAGGCUGUUGACUCCCCAUCCCUCAAGGCGCACAUGGAUGUCAUCAAGCCUAGCGAUCAAACCGCCCCUGGUCGCCUUCAAUCGGAGAUGGACCAAGUGUUUACCAAAUCCUUCGCUAGAAUCGGCGUGCAAGAUCGUCCAAGAGAAGAUUUCUUUGGACCCUCCACGGUCCUUGAGAAGUCGAGCAUGAAGCGGCCCAGCAGCUCGCAAUCGCAGCGAUCCAAGGCAAGGUUGGACUUCGAGAAGCAGUCGACGAUGUUCAGAGAGGAGAACGGGGUGAACGGGAUCCUAGCCGGCAAGUGGCUGAAGGAUAUGAUCGUCUGA
Messenger RNA from Guillardia theta CCMP2712, 381 nucleotides. RefSeq lists its product as hypothetical. The record is from RefSeq and is a predicted model, not a curated record. The transcript is spliced from 4 exons. Lineage: Eukaryota; Cryptophyceae; Pyrenomonadales; Geminigeraceae. Bases 1 to 381 code for a protein of 126 amino acids.